Molecule: messenger RNA, 1980 nt
Organism: Habropoda laboriosa
Lineage: Eukaryota; Metazoa; Arthropoda; Insecta; Hymenoptera; Apidae
Gene: trbl
Product: tribbles homolog 2
Exons: 4
Coding region: 898-1941 (347 amino acids)
Biological process (GO): positive regulation of proteasomal ubiquitin-dependent protein catabolic process; protein phosphorylation; regulation of MAP kinase activity
Cellular component (GO): nucleus
Molecular function (GO): protein kinase activity; mitogen-activated protein kinase kinase binding; ATP binding
Source: RefSeq, a predicted model, not a curated record
GUGAUUGUUCGUUCUGCUGCCGCCGUCGUUUCUGAGCGGAGGGCCGGCCCAAAACGUUGGACCGUCCGUUGCGUGGGAUACAAAUCUAUCACCACACAAUCUCCCUCGUUCGUAACCGCUCAGCUUUCCACGUUUCCCUAUUUCUCUUGAGUUAUUCAGCCUCCUAGUCUGUGUGAGGAAAGAGAAAUAGUAACAACGGCGGUUGGUCGGAAGACGAAUUGCCAAAACCGUGGAACAGAAGAUUACUACCGACACCAUCCAGGUAGAAAAACGACAGGAAGAAGGCCAGGUUUGAUCCGACGCGCGCGCUAUUCGAAAAACCAAUACUCCCGGUAGAAAUCGGGGAUUCGCUUUUCGAGCAGACGGCGGUUUAUCAACAACGUCUUUGGGGGAAACUCAGAUACGUCUGACCGUUUCUCCAUCCCAGCCUCCCGUUCAGGAACGUACGGCGACAAUAAGAAAAACAUAAAAGAGCUUUUUCGUAAAAAGUGACCGAUUGUCACCCACGAAGAUCUCCGUCCAAGGACCCAGCGGUAACUUGAUGCAACGCUGCGUGGGCCCGAGCACAAGUGAUAUUCUUACCUAAUAAUUAAUCCGUAGCUAUACACGCGUUUAUACCGAUAGAGCUUAAAAGCGUUCAAGUCGGCCCGUUACAAUCGAUAUCCGUCGCAGCUGCCGUGUUUGGUAAUCCUGUGACGUGAAUUGUGUUCAAAAGGCUUUUCUGCUUUUACGGUCCAAUAAUUACCUGUAAUUAUAAAAUUCAAUCGAACUACAAGAAGUACGGAUGCGUGAUUCGUUUGACUAAAGCGAACUUUUUCGAAAGCAAAACGAAGAAGAUAAAGGGAGAGGCAGUAGUGUCGCGAGUGUAAAACGGUGCGUGUGUGAAAACGGCACAAUAUGAGAGUGACAGCCGCCAUCAGGCAGCAUCCUCUUCAUCCGCAAGUGGCUCGUACCAACAAUGGAAAGUUCCUGGUCAAUCCGAACAAUAAUCAGGACAUCGGUCAACAGCCGACGAGCGAUGAGACGAACUCAGUGCCACCAGUUGUCUUCCCUAGUUACGAACCUCUGCCCACAGAUCAUCAUGGACCCACCAUACUCGGCGAUCGGUAUUUACUUCUUGGGCCGACCGAGGGUAGCGCUCUGUACCGAUGCGUCGACGUACACACCAGCCAGCAUCUCGUCGCAAAGGCGUUAACCGUGGGCGACAAAGGUUGCGAGGCACUACUACAGGCUCACCUUCGAUUAGAAGGUACCGGAGCGACGAGCGGCGUCGCGGGCGUGGUGGAAGCACCUGGAGGUCGACGCUAUCUCCUGCUAGAGGGCCACCACGGUGACCUGCACGCCUACGUAAGGGCACGCAGGAGACUGAGGGAACCGGAGGCGAGGCGGCUCUUCCGGCAGGCGGCCAGGGCCGUAGCUACCUGUCACGAAUACGGGGUUGUGCUCAGAGACCUGAAGCUCAGAAAAUUUGUUUUCGCCGAUGAAGCAAGAACACGACUUCGUCUGGAGAGCCUAGAGGACGCGGUGAUUGUCGAGGGGGACGACGACAAGCUGACUGACCGACGGGGCUGUCCAGCGUAUGUGGCGCCAGAAGUUCUGCGCUCGGGGCGAGCUUAUUCCGGCAAAGCGGCCGACAUCUGGUCGCUUGGCGUGCUUCUUUACACGAUGCUGGUCGGCCGUUACCCGUUCAAUGACGCUGAGCACGCGUCCCUAUUCGCCAAGAUCUCGCGUGGACAAUUCGCUGUUCCAGAAGGCCUUAGCCCUCGCGCUCGAUGUCUGAUUCGCUCGCUGCUGAGAAAGGAACCGUCCGAAAGGCCGUACGCGGAGGACGUGCCGAGGCACCCGUGGCUCGCAAAGCCGUUACGAGUCUGCACCGCGUCAAACAGAUCCUCGUGUCAGGAUCAGAUCGUACCAGAGCUACCUAACAAUCCUCAAGACUGACUCUUCCAGGAGAAGAAGAUAUAUUCUGCGCGCGUUGGA